Molecule: messenger RNA, 1021 nt
Organism: Tauraco erythrolophus (red-crested turaco)
Lineage: Eukaryota; Metazoa; Chordata; Aves; Musophagiformes; Musophagidae
Source: RefSeq, a predicted model, not a curated record
UUUUGUAUGGAGCUGAACCAGCCGACACUGCCAAACAUCCGCAAGUGGAAGGGCCCCAGAGGAUGUUGGAAGGGUGUUGUUUCCGAAAAACCUUCGGGCCAGCUACACAAGGGAGUUGAAUAUUCUGGCUUCCUCUGGGAUACAACAGCUGGCAUCGAGCUGAAAGAUGCCUCAUCUCAGGAGAGCGCGCAGACUAACGGCAACGGGAAGCACUCGUACCCUCACCCCUAUCUUGCACAUUUCAAGGUUGGGAUGAAUGAUCUGACGGUGGUUAACCUCCAUCUGGCCUUGUCACCCUCGGCAGGAGAGAACACCGGGAAGAACCACGACAGCCACAAACUGGCAGCCUUUGCACAGACUUUGCAGGAGACUCUGAAAGGAGAAAAAGACGUGAUCAUCCUCGGAGAUUUUAACCAGGCCCCGGACAGCAGCGACCACGACAUCCUGAGGAAGGAGAAGUUCCAUCACCUGGUCCCUUCCAGCACCUUCACCAACAUCAGCACGAAGAACCCGCAGGGGUCCAAGUCUCUGGAUAACAUCUGGAUCAGUCGGAGCUUGAAAAAGGUUUUCACAGGCCACUGGGCUGUUGUGCGUGAAGGUCUUACAAACCCAUGGAUCCCCGACAACUGGUCCUGGGGUGGGGUGGCUUCGGACCACUGCCCCGUGCUCGCCGAGUUUUACCUGGAAAAGGACUGGAACAGGAAGGAGGUGACACGGAACGGGAACGGGGUGAUGGUCGAACGCAACGACUCCCACACCAAGCACGAACGAUGACGCGAACUGGAAGGUGCCUCUUCUGCUCCCCAGUGAGCAGCCGAAGGCUCCGUUGGCCGGCGGCUCGGCAGAGCGGGACUGCCUCCCCCUCUCCCUCCUCCCCGCUCCCCUCCCUGCCCCUGGAAAACAUCAGCACUUCUUUUCGGUGGCUUCGUGCCCCUCUCGGACAGUGGUGGGGUGUCUCAGCGGCAGCAGAACAAUCCGCAUCUUUUUCUGGGGACGCAGUGGGCGUUUCCGUGCCUGGAGA